CUAUAGACGCGCGUCCAAUCGAAAUCAAGAGCGAGCUAAAGCUUCCUGGUAGCGGUUUUUAGAUUUAUAGAUCUCUCUUCUUCAGGAUAUUAUUACAGUAUUUUUUAUUGUAGUAAAUCCUUUAAAUGCCGCUUUAUUCUAAUCAUUUUGAAUCUUGAUCUACUACUCUCCUCAGAUCUCUCAUUCAAGGGUUCGGAUUGAUUAAAAGAAAUAAAGAUGCUGACAAAAUUUGAAACAAAGAGUAACAGAGUAAAGGGACUGAGUUUUCACAGUAAAAGACCAUGGAUCCUUUCGAGUCUUCACAGUGGUGUUAUCCAGUUAUGGGAUUAUCGAAUGGGCACGCUUAUUGAUCGGUUUGAUGAGCACGAUGGUCCUGUUCGUGGCGUCCAUUUUCAUAAUUCUCAGCCUCUUUUUGUCUCUGGAGGUGAUGAUUACAAGAUUAAAGUUUGGAAUUACAAGAUGCAUAGGUGUCUUUUUACACUCCUUGGACAUCUUGAUUAUAUCCGUACUGUGCAGUUCCAUCACGAGAAUCCUUGGAUUGUGAGUGCCAGUGACGAUCAGACCAUCCGUAUUUGGAACUGGCAAUCACGUACAUGUAUUUCUGUGUUGGCGGGCCACAAUCACUACGUCAUGUGUGCCUCGUUCCAUCCUAAAGAAGAUCUUGUUGUUUCUGCCUCUCUAGAUCAGACCAUUCGUGUGUGGGAUAUCGGUGCUCUGAAAAAGAAAACAGUGUCCCCUGCUGAUGAGAUUCUGCGGCUGAGUCAGAUGAAUACAGAUCUUUUUGGUGGGGUUGAUGCUGUUGUUAAGUAUGUGUUAGAAGGCCAUGACCGAGGAGUCAACUGGGCCUCAUUCCACCCCACCCUUCCCUUGAUUGUCUCAGGAGCUGAUGACCGUCAAUUGAAGCUGUGGCGCAUGAAUGACUCAAAGGCUUGGGAAGUGGACACAUUGAGAGGACAUAUGAACAAUGUAUCGUGCGUUUUGUUUCAUGCUAAACAGGACAUUAUUGUUUCAAAUUCAGAGGAUAAAAGCAUUCGCGUUUGGGAUGUAACUAAACGAAUGGGAGUUCAGACGUUCCGUCGAGAGCAUGACAGGUUUUGGAUCCUGGCAUGUCACCCUGAAAUGAAUCUCUUGGCUGCAGGUCACGACAGUGGGAUGAUUGUCUUUAAGUUAGAGAGAGAAAGGCCUGCCUUCGCAGUGAGCGGUGACUCUUUGUUCUAUGUCAAAGAACGCUUUUUGCGGUUCUUUGAGUUUUCAACUCAAAAAGAUACUCAAGUGAUUCCCAUCCGCCGACCUGGUACCACCAGCCUGAAUCAAAGUCCAAGGCAACUUUCUUAUAGCCCUACUGAGAAUGCUGUUCUUAUUUGCUCAGAUGUUGAAGGUGGAACUUAUGAGCUUUAUGUCAUACCCAAAGACAAUAUUAGUAGGGGUGAUUCUGUUCCAGAGGCAAAGAGGGGUUCUGGAGGAUCAGCUGUCUUUGUGGCCCGGAAUAGAUUCGCAGUGCUUGAAAAGAGCAGCAACCAAGUUUUAGUCAAAAACUUGAAGAAUGAGGUUGUUAAAAAGAGUGGUCUUCCCAUUGCUGCCGAUUCAAUAUUCUAUGCUGGCACUGGCAAUUUGCUUUGCCGGGCAGAGGAUAGAGUUGUCAUAUUUGAUCUUCAGCAAAGAACUGUUCUCGGGGAUUUGCAAACACCAUUUGUCAAGUAUGUUAUUUGGUCUAAUGACAUGGAAAGUGUUGCCUUGCUUAGCAAACAUGCCAUUGUUAUUGCUAGCAAGAAACUUGCUCACCAGUGCACUCUCCAUGAGACGAUUCGUGUAAAGAGCGGAGCUUGGGAUGAUAAUGGUGUUUUCAUUUAUACGACAUUAAAUCACAUAAAGUAUUGCCUUCCUAAUGGGGACAGUGGCAUAAUUAGAACCCUUGAUGUGCCAAUUUACAUUACUAAGGUUUCCGGAAAAACCAUAUUUUACUUGGAUCGGGAUGGGAAGAGCAAACAUUUUGACAUUGAUGCCACAGAAUACAUGUUUAAACUUUGCCUUUUGAGGAAGAAGUAUGACCAUGUAAUGAGUAUGAUUAGGAAUUCUCAGCUUUGUGGACAGGCAAUGAUCUCUUAUUUGCAACAGAAGGGUUUUCCUGAAGUUGCUCUUCAUUUUGUGAAAGAUGAGAGAACUCGAUUUAAUUUGGCUCUAGAGAGUGGAAAUAUUCAGAUUGCUGUUGCUUCAGCAAAGGAAAUUGAUGAGAAAGAUCACUGGUAUAGACUGGGGGUGGAAGCUCUUCGCCAAGGUAAUGCAGGUAUUGUUGAAUAUGCAUAUCAGAGGACCAAAAAUUUUGAUAGAUUAUCUUUCCUAUAUCUCAUAACUGGGAAUCUGGAAAAGCUUUCCAAAAUGCUGAAAAUUGCUGAAGUUAAGAAUGAUGUUAUGGGUCAGUUUCACAAUGCUAUGUAUUUGGGUGAUAUCCAAGAACGUGUCAAGAUCUUAGAGAAUGCUGGUCAUUUGCCGCUUGCUUAUGUAACUGCCAAAGUUCAUGGGCUAGAAGAUAUCGCUGAACGUCUGGGUGCUGAAUUAGGAGAUAAUCUUCCAUCCUUGCCGGAGGGCAAAGUACCCUCCCUACUGAUACCUCCAGCUCCCAUUUUGUGCGGUGUUGAUUGGCCUCUUCUAAGAGUCAUGAGAGGCAUAUUUCAAGGUGGACUGGAUGAUAUUGGUAAAGGUGGUAUUGAUGAAGAUGAAGAAAUUCCAGAAGGCGAUUGGGGUGGGGAUCUGGAUAUGGAUGACGUAGAUGGCUUACAAAAUGGGGAUGUUUCAGAAAUUCUAGAGGAUGCAGAAGUGGCUGAUGAAAAUGGAGAGGGAGGAUGGGACCUUGAAGACUUGGAGCUUCCCCCUGAAGCAGAAACGCCGAGGGCUUCUGCAUCUGCUCACACUUCUGUUUUUGUGGCUCCAACUCCUGGUAUGCCUGUAAGUCAGAUUUGGAUCCAGAGAUCAUCACUUGCCGCUGAACAUGCUGCAGCUGGAAAUUUCGAUACUGCUAUGCGAUUGCUCAACAGGCAACUUGGGAUCCGGAACUUUGCUCCAUUGAAAUCCAUGUUUCUUGACCUUUGCACUGGUAGCCAUACCUAUUUACGUGCAUUUUCAUCAACACCAGUGAUAUCUUUGGCUCUUGAGCGGGGAUUUACCGAGUCUGCUAGCCCUAAUGUAAGGGGCCCUCCAGCACUGGCCUUUAAUUUCUCUCAGCUGGAAGAGAAGCUCAGGGCUGGCUAUAGAGCUACAACAGCUGGAAAGUUCAGCGAAGCACUCCGACAGUUUGUCAAUAUUCUUCAUACAAUUCCAUUAAUUGUUGUCGAGUCAAGGGGAGAGGUCGAUGAAGUCAAAGAGUUAAUUAUUAUCGUCAAAGAGUAUGUUCUGGCUCUUCAGAUGGAGCUCAAAAGGAGGGAAAUGAAAGACGAUCCAAUACGCCAACAGGAACUAGCUGCCUAUUUCACUCAUUGCAACCUUCAAAUUCCUCAUUUAAGGCUUGCUCUUCUGAAUGCAAUGACUGUUUGUUUCAAGGCCAAGAAUGUGGCUACUGCAGCUACUUUUGCCAGACGGCUAUUAGAUACAAACCCUAGCGAGAACCAGGCAAAGCCGGCCAGGCAAGUGUUGCAGGUUGCAGAAAGGAAUAUGACUGAUGCCUCUCAGCUAAAUUAUGAUUUCAGAAACCCAUUUGUUACAUGUGCUGCAACAUAUAUUCCUAUUUACAGAGGACAAAAAGAUGUCUCUUGCCCGUAUUGUAGCUCACGAUAUGUGCCGAGCCAAGAAGGCCAGUUAUGUUCUGUUUGUGAUCUUGCUGUUAUUGGGGCAGAUGCUUCUGGGCUACUCUGUUCUUCUGCCCAGAUACGACGAUGAUCAAGAGUUUAAAUGAAUAAGUUUUUUCAAUCACUUUGCAGCUCAUAUUACCGACAGGCUGUGUGUCUCUGCAGUGGAAAAGGUGAGAUAUAUUAGUUAUGUCUAUUGCCAUUUUUUUUCUUCUUUUUUUCGACUAAAUUUCCUUUAUCCCUUUACUUUAGUUGAUUAUGAUUUUCCAUGUAAUAAACAAUUUGAGAAUUUUGUCUUGACUAUUCUUGAUAGAUGUUGUAGGCAUAUAAAUUACAAGUUAUAGCUGUAUGGCAAAUUUGCAUAA
Messenger RNA from Mercurialis annua (annual mercury), 4144 nucleotides. Its product is annotated as coatomer subunit alpha-2-like. Lineage: Eukaryota; Viridiplantae; Streptophyta; Magnoliopsida; Malpighiales; Euphorbiaceae. Gene Ontology annotation, cellular component: COPI vesicle coat. Gene Ontology annotation, molecular function: structural molecule activity; protein binding. Gene Ontology annotation, biological process: endoplasmic reticulum to Golgi vesicle-mediated transport; retrograde vesicle-mediated transport, Golgi to endoplasmic reticulum; intracellular protein transport. The transcript is spliced from 4 exons. Bases 217 to 3870 code for a protein of 1217 amino acids. The record is from RefSeq and is a predicted model, not a curated record.